AUGUCAGGAUCGAACCAUUCACACACCUCAUAUUCAUAUGAUCCCUUAAAUACGACCGAACAAUCCCAAGCGUACUAUGGUUACGAUUACUCGUACCCUUCUACCAAUCAAUAUUCAAAUAGCGCCAAUGCUGCCACGUAUGAAGGCUAUGACUACUCUACAUAUAGCGCCAAUAGUUAUUAUUAUCCCACAACGUCCACGAACUCCGUGUCAACAGCAUCAACUGCAACCGUAGUUGAAGCUCCGCCGUCCAUAAUAAGCCCUUCUGUUUCUAUAUCUGCCGCUGCUACAAGUUCUAAUAAAACUGGAAGUACACAUCAACAAGAAAGAGGAAUUACAUCUAUUUCUCAUGGACCAUUGAAAGAUGAGAUGUUGGGAGUAUCCACUGAAAUGCUAAUUGGAAAUCUCAAUAAACAACAGAAUUCUAAAAAGAAACAAAAGACAAUUAUUAGGGCUGCUGGAGGAGAAGUUUGGGAGGAUCCGACAUUGUUGGAAUGGGAUUUGAAUGAUUUUCGUUUAUUUUGCGGUGACCUUGGAAAUGAAGUUACUGAUGAAGUUCUGUAUAAAGCAUUCAGUCGAUACUCAUCAAUACAAAAAGCAAAAGUCGUGCGCGAUAAACGUACAGGUAAAAGUAAAGGGUAUGGGUUUGUCAGCUUCAAAGAUGCAGAUGAAUUCGUCAAAGCGUGGAAAGAAAUGAAUGGAAAAUAUGUUGGAAAUAGACCAAUAAAAUUGAGAAAAAGCACUUGGAAAGAAAGAAAUAUGGAUGUCAAAUCUAAGAAGCAUCAUCCAUAUAAAUAG
Molecule: messenger RNA, 798 nt
Organism: Acaulospora morrowiae
Lineage: Eukaryota; Fungi; Glomeromycota; Glomeromycetes; Diversisporales; Acaulosporaceae
Source: the annotation of a GenBank genome assembly